GAAGAUUUUCUCUAUUUAUCCAUUCUGAGACAUGGCACAAUCGUUCCGUCUUUUCCAAGGAGAUCCUACUGUGACAUCCUCUCCCACUGAAGUUCGUGCGUGGAUAGAAGAGUUGGAUUAUAGUUUUCUGGUAUAUGGAGAAAAGUUUGAAAGAGCAGAAAUCAAUGGGGAGAAGCUACAUGACAUCACGCGGCAAAAACUUAAUGAACUUGGCAUAAUCCGGACUGACCACCAGGAUAUCAUAUUAAAAGCAGUUGCUAAUAUUUAUAAAAAGAACAAAGUUGAACAGCAAGCUAUGCAAAGAGAAGAUCAGUGUGUAAGAAUUUCUAAGUAG
This is a messenger RNA of Vicugna pacos (alpaca), 334 nucleotides long. NCBI's taxonomy places the organism in Eukaryota, Metazoa, Chordata, Mammalia, Artiodactyla, Camelidae. The record is from RefSeq and is a predicted model, not a curated record.